Molecule: messenger RNA, 1007 nt
Organism: Aspergillus alliaceus
Lineage: Eukaryota; Fungi; Ascomycota; Eurotiomycetes; Eurotiales; Aspergillaceae
Exons: 1
Coding region: 606-872 (88 amino acids)
Source: RefSeq, a predicted model, not a curated record
UGCCCAGCACGGCCAUAUGCUGGUGAGUCCUUCUUUCGCUCUUCUUUCCUUUUUUUAUUGCCCUAACCUCAUCUACACUAUGAUUGGAUAUUAUGCUGACAAUAUGCACAGGACCUCUUAUGAAAUGGCUAAGGCGUACUUCAAGGGCCUGGAGGCUGCCUAAAAUCAAACCCCCACGUCUGUUCUCCCACUGGCCCGAUCGCACGACUGCGACCUCUACGACCCAUCCCCCCAUCCUGCGACCCUCGGUUCAGGCAUUCCACGACCAGAAGGGACAAAGAAAUCACCCAACGAGACUAUCAAAAGCAGAAAAAAUGAAAGUAAGGGAAAAAAUCACAUAAAUUCAUAAGUAAUAGAUGCCUGUUUGAACGGAUCACGUGCGGGAGGUGGACACAACGGACACGAUAUCGCAAAGCUUGCUGUUGCGGGGAGGAAGAAUUCCCCGGGUGCGUGGCGUUCAUCAUGUCAAAAUUUCUCUUUCCUUAACUCGAUCCCUGACCCCGUUACCUUUCACACACACGCUCCCUCUCUUUUCUCGUUUUGUCGGAUGUAUGCGAAAUGUCUGAGACACCGAGAAUCGCACAGCCUGGCGGGAGCCACCGUGAAUGCGGCGGAGCGAAAGGAGGUUUCACCUCAUCUUUUGGUUCCCCGUUCAUAUCCUUUUGUUUGGUUGGACAAUGAUUGAUAUACACCUUGUGGGACGGAAUGAGUUGGGAAAAGUGCGAGAGCUUUUCUUGGAUCGGUCCUUUAGGUCCGAUGUAUGCUAUAUUUGUACCGGCGUUGGCACGCAAGGGACGUGUUGUUUUAUUUUUUUUUUUCUUUUUGGAGGGUUUUAUUUCCUUUUUCUUCUUUUAUUUCUUUUCGUCAUUUGAUUGAAUUCCAAAUUCUGGAAUUUUCUUUUGAUAUACUACGCAUUUGGGACCCCCAUGUAUACAUAGACGGGAUGAUAUGGCAGGCAGAAUCAGAUAUCCAUGAUGGUUAAUAUAAAGGAUUGAGACUCAGCUCCA